AUGAGCGCACCACUCUCAAAGGAGCUACGGGCCAAGUAUAAGGUUCGCAGCAUGCCCAUUAGGAAGGGCGACGAAGUGCAAAUAGUUCGCGGAGAACGCAAGGAAGCUAACUCCGCAAAAGUCAUCAAAGUAUAUAGAAAGAAGUUUGUUAUCCACGUCGAACGCGUGCAAUGUCGCAAAAGCAAUGGUGCCUACGUUCCUAUUGGGAUCCAUCCGUCUAACGUGAGUCAUUUUUCGAUGUUUGAAGUGCUGAUAGGUCGUGAUUUGCAAAUUGAAAUUGGGAAAGGACCGAAAGGAUCUUUUGGAAAGGAAAGCCGCAGCCAAACUUGCCGGCCAGGACAAGAACAAAUACACAGAAGAGGUUCUGGACGCCUAA
Molecule: messenger RNA, 376 nt
Organism: Spirometra erinaceieuropaei
Lineage: Eukaryota; Metazoa; Platyhelminthes; Cestoda; Diphyllobothriidea; Diphyllobothriidae
Source: the annotation of a GenBank genome assembly